Molecule: messenger RNA, 1566 nt
Organism: Medicago truncatula (barrel medic)
Lineage: Eukaryota; Viridiplantae; Streptophyta; Magnoliopsida; Fabales; Fabaceae
Exons: 10
Coding region: 145-1269 (374 amino acids)
Source: RefSeq, a predicted model, not a curated record
UUUGAUUUUCAUUAUAAAAGACUGUGGGGACUUUUUUUUCCAACCCUCACAAGUUUUUGUUUUCACCGUCUCUAUAAACCAAAAUCACAACAAAAUUGUUCAUUAUCGCUCUGUUGAGAUUCAGCUAUCUAGAUUUCUUCCAUCAUGGCUCCCAAUUUGCAAAACGAUUUUCUUCCUGCUGCUACUCCUGGACAUUUUGAUUUCUCAGCCCUGCUCAAUGAUCCAAAUAUCAGGAAACUGGCUGAACAGCUUCAGGAAACUUUGCAUGAAGCACCACAGGAUGAUCUCUCAAAUUCUCGUGAUCCGAAGUAUGCUUCAACCAUGCUACAGAUCGGAAAGAAUCUUGAUUUUAAAACCAUGGUCAGGCGCCUGAUUUGGGCUUUGAUGCAGGACCCAUCAAUGUCUUCCAUGGUGGAAAUUUAUACCGAUCCGUCACUUGAAGGCCAGCGUAAACGUAGAACGGCACACUUGAACAAAGAUCAAUGUUUGAAACUUAUUUUAGAUGAGAUAGAGAAUGGUGGUCCUGAAGUAAUGAUGAGAUACUGGAAUGAUGAGAAGGUUUUGAAGAUGUUUGGACUAGUCAUGGGCAUUCGUCCAUACUUUGGAGAUGCAGUUGCUUCUUUUGAAAAUUAUGUGCCAGAUGAGACAGGAGAUAUGGGAAAUGAAGAUUCUAAAAAUUCUGGGUCAGAUUUGACAGAAGAUAUGGAAAGUGAAGAUGAAGGGUAUGUGACAGAAGAAGAUAUGGAAAGUGAAGAUGAAGGGUAUGUGACAGAAGAAGAUAUGGAAAAUGAAGAUGAAUCAACUGUUCAUCAUACUGAAUCAACUGUUCAUCAUAUUGCUGUUGUUGACGGUGUUGAGUUGUGCUGUUGGAAAUUGGAGGAACGAUGCCAGGAACCGAGUGUCUCCCCAAUCUUCAUCAAAUCUCAAAUGCAAAUAGAGAGCAUACACGAAGAGCAUUCUUUGGUUGAAUUCAUGCUCAAACUCAAUCUACUGGACCUGCUCUUUAGACGUUAUCCCCGUGGGCCUGGUCCUUAUUAUCGGUACGGCUAUGUGAGGGCUCAAACUUCAAGGGUUAGACCAUCUUUAACUUCUACCCACAACCUACCUUACCAAGAAACUCAGCAGCGGGCUGGGAGAGAGGGGUUGCUUACUAUCCUGACUAGAGUUAUGGAGGAGGAGACUCCUUCAGUUCGAUUCGCACAGGAAUUCAUUCUAGCUCUCUAUGUGUAUCAUUGUCUUUGCAACGUGCAUUGUUUGAAGAUAGUAUAGACAGGGUGCAAAGCUAUGGAAAUGGAAUUGUGUGAUCAAUAUUUUGAAGACGCAAGGAUGUCAUAAUAGUCAAGCGAUGGGUCCUUUUGCCUAUGGAUAAUGUUUUUUUUUUUUUUUAGCCAAGUUUUGACUGAUAAUGUUUUUAUGUAUGAUUGCACUUCUUAAUUUUAAGACUGACUUGGUUAAUUUUGAUUUGCAACAAAUACUUUAUGAGUACACCAGGUGUAAGUCAGACUUACACCAAAUCUAAACCGUUCUAACUAUUUAAUCCAAAGGCUGAAAAUAUCCCAGCAAAAA